This is a messenger RNA of Peronospora belbahrii, 3090 nucleotides long. Lineage: Eukaryota; Oomycota; Peronosporomycetes; Peronosporales; Peronosporaceae. The record is from the annotation of a GenBank genome assembly.
AUGGACAACGCGCCACCGGCGCCUUCGUCACCUCCUCUCACUCAUCCAGGAAUGGAAGAGGCUAUUGAAAAUGAAGAGAGCAAGUCAAUGAGAUCGUGUAGAAGCGCUCUGAAAACGCAGCGAGCAACGCGGACUCAUCCCGUCCUCAGUGUCGAGACUGUAGACGCCAUUACGACGGGCAAAAGCGCCCCGAGCUCUAACUUUUCAUCACCUCUUCCUCCAUGUCCUGAAGAUCCUCCAGCACCACCUCCACCUUCAUUUACACCGCCCAAAUACCGUCCGUUGGAUGAGGACAAUGAGGAUGAUAUGCGUAGUGUGGAAAGCGCAGAUGAGCCCGUGGGACCGCAGAGCUUUCCUACACCUCCUCCUCCACCUUCUCCUCCCAUAGCAUCUCCAAUGGGUACACCACCUCCUCCUCCACCUCCUCCAUUCUCUCCUCCUAGUACCAAGAUUACUAUGGACUUGUCAGGAGCUUUGGAAAGUGCAGUGGAGACUAUUGGAAGAACAAAGACGCCCCCUCCGCCACCUGAAGAAAAAGAAGGAAGUGAUGGAGAGGAUGGAGAUGAUGAACGAGAAGAUGCAUUACAAGGGACGGAAUUGGCGACGCCAGAUGAUGCUUCAUCGUCGUCAGUCAUUGCGUCCAUGAGAAGCGCAGUGGGGGAGAAGGAGAUUAUGGCUAUGGACUUUGUAAGAGACGUGCCUGUUAAGAGACCAAGGUUUUACAUCGGAGAUAUCGACAACUAUAGCAUUAUUGACAAGGUCGGAUCCGGAACUUAUGGUGAGGUGUUCAAGUGCCAGCACAAGCUGACCAAGGAUAUUGUGGCAUUAAAAAAGCUACGACCAGAUGUGGAGAAGAACGGGUUUCCGGUUACUUCUAUUCGUGAGAUGAAGAUUCUUAAGUACCUUAAGCACCCAAAUAUCGUCGAACUGAAAGAGAUUGUGUCGUCAAGUGCUCCACCUAAAGAAGGCAAAAGGCCGCCCCUGUACUUUGCGUUCGAGUACAUGGAGCAUGACCUCUCAGGGCUUCUUAACCACCCGCGUGUAAAGUUUACACGCACGCAGAUUCAAUGUUAUAUGCGUCAGCUGCUCACAGGCAUUGCAUUUAUGCACCGCAACAAGAUUAUUCAUAGAGACAUUAAAGCAUCGAAUUUGCUGCUAAAUAAUCAGGGAAUGCUCAAGGUGGGGGAUUUUGGCCUCUCUAGAUUCUGGAACGAAGUAAACGCCAAGGCUGGAAGAUACACGAACAAGGUCGUCACACUUUGGUAUCGACCACCGGAGUUGCUGAUGGGCUCAACGUCGUACGAUUUUUCAGUGGAUGUCUGGUCAAUUGGCUGCAUCUUUGGCGAGCUGUUACUAGGCAAACCUAUUUUACAGGGCAAGACCGAGAUUGAGCAGCUUCAAUUAACAUUUGGGUUUUGCGGGAUGCCGACGGAAGAAACGUGGCCUGGUUUCUUUAAGCUACCUGGAGCUGAGAACUUUCAGAUAGACGACAAAUACGUAUGUCCACUGCGUGACAGGUUUACAAAUUUUCCACCGCACGCAGUUGAUUUGUUGGAAAAGCUAUUACAGCUCGAUCCUACUAAGCGAAUCACAGCCGCAGACGCUAUGGAUCACGACUACUUUUGGCGUGUCCAAACAUGUAAGCCACGAGAUCUGCCGAAAUUCUGCGUAUCGUCUACACAUGAAUAUCAGUCUAAGAAGCGUCACCACGAAGAGAUGGCGGCAGCUGCCGCGGUGAACGGUGGUAACACGAAGAAUAGUGAUCAGCCUCGCAAUGUGCGGCAGCGUGGCGAGCGCAGCGGAUAUCGCGAACGCAACGACCACUACCGCAGCGAAGCUUAUCACCACGCCGUAGUCGGAGCCACGAGCGCCAACGGGACCGUGAGCAUGAGCGCUAAGUCGGACUACAAUAAAGGGCCCGUCGUUUCUAAAUCUUCAGACCCUCAACCAUUUGAUUUUGCUUAUAAUUUACGUACUAUUCAACAGCAAAGUCGGUACGAUGAGGCCAAAGCCUUAGUGGCCAAUACCGAGCUAUUUGAUGAUUCCGUCAUGGAACAUCUUUUUCGUAAUCAAGCAUUAAGCGCUGAGGACUUGGCUGUGAGUCAAGACAAUGUCGCAUACGUUGGAUUGUCUGAUGGUCGUCUUGCAUGCUUUCGAGUUGAGGCAGAUGAGCUCCGUAACUUUUCUCGAACUGGACGUGAUAUUUUAGAGUGUGGUGCACUUGACAUGGAACCGACGUGUGGACGGCCAUUGGGACUCGUAUUUACAGCUGCUGAACCUUUUGCAAAGUAUGUAAACAGAAUUCCAAAUGCUGAGCUGUUUCCAGGUGACCAAGUACUUCUCGUAGCAGAUGCUUACAAAGGUGUGCUACUAUUUGAUGCCAAUGGAAAACGUACAUUGCUCUUCAAUCGAGUUGGUGAUGAACAUGUUAAUUUCUUGAAUGGAAUUGCUGUUGUAAAGGAGACGGGAGAUAUUUAUGUGACCGAGUCUUCGCGUCGUUUUCAGCGCAAUCGAGUCGUGAUGGAGUUUUUGGAACGCCUGCCAACGGGUUAUUUGUUGCAUUUUGACCCUAGCAACGGGAGAGUAAAUAUAGAGGCUAGCGGCUUAGGGUUCCCGAAUGGUUUGACCCUAGAUAAAGAUGCGUCGGGUCUGUUGAUUGCACUCAUGUUCCAAAACAAGAUUGUGCGUUUUGACUUUGGGACGAAGAAGAUUGAGGAUUUUGCCUUCUUACCUGGUGAGCCAGACAAUAUAUCGAUUGAAAAGGUUGGUUCUGGAGCAAAUGAAACCAAGGUGUUGAUGGUUGGAAUGGUAUCCCGCAACGAUGGAGGUGUCUUCAGUUAUAUCAAGCAGGACGUUAAAAUGCGCAAACUUCUAUCGCUACAACCAACAUGGGUGACAGUGAUGUUCGUGCAACGUCUUGGAGUGUUUGCUUCAGUAGACUUGGACACGGGCAAUAUCCGUCAUGUCUACGAAGCCUCACAAGGACAGACACCAAUCAUAUCUGGUGCUGUGCGUUUUGGAGAUCACAUUUACCUAACAAGCUGGUCUCGUGCUUCGAUUACGCGAAUCCCAGCAGCACUCGUGCAGUAA